ACAGCCAGACUAGUUCACCCGGGUUAAACGAGUCCACGCCGUCGGCCUACUUUCACACGCGUAGGGUUUGCAGACUGCCGCUUUGCUGUGUGCCAAUGCGCAUGCAGUCUGCGCCGUGGGAUAGGUCUCCCCAAAUUGAGGCUGCGCUCCGAUUAACGACCAUGCGAUUGAAUGACGAGCGCGCCAUGCUCGUCUUCCUCCGUGUUCCGCAAUCCCCCGGGAUCCCGCACCGCCCUCGGUGGCUCUGCUAGCGCCGCGCCGCUCGCACUGAAUGGCCGCCUGGAGCGAGGAAACUCGGGGGCAGAGAGCGCCGCGUGCCCUCCUCUGAAGCGACGCCGCGCGCGCAUCGGCUUCCCGGCGAGGUGGUGGUGAGUGUCUCGCGCUGGCUGCGGCGGAGGGGGCGGGGGGGUCAGAGCGGAUGGACACGGGAUGAUUCAACUUUCUGCGAGUGAGGGGACCGCUCCAGGUUAGCAAAAACAAACUUUCUGUAUCCCCACCUGCCCGGACAAAGCGUUUCAUGAAUAUUAUAUGAACCUCCGCGCGCGGGGGGAUAGCGUUUAAGCUAAUAAAAUAAGCGUAAAAUACAUCUGCAGUUAGUUUUUUUUUUUUUUUUUUUUUUUUGUAUGUUAGCAAAGAAUUGUGCCUUGUUGUGCCCCCCUGCCCCCCACGCACCGUGCCGCACUGGUUCCGUCGGGCUCGCCCUCGGCUGCUGCGUGUCCUGGGAUGACCUGUUGAUGUCGGCAGAGCGGAGAAUGGCAGGGGCGGCGUUUCCCCCCAUCACCAAAAUAAUAAAAUAAGCAACGUCUCGGGCUUGACAGCGCUCGGCGGCUCGGUUACCUCGUCCUCUCGGACGCAAAACCCUUUGGUGGUGUGCGUAGACGCACAAUGGCCCAGACCCUCCAGAUGGCGAUCCCAAACUUUGGCAACAAUGUUUUGGAGUGUCUGAACGAGCAGCGGCUGCAGGGGCUGUACUGUGACGUGUCCGUUGUGGUCAAGGGCCAUGCGUUCAAGGCUCAUCGAGCUGUUCUGGCUGCGAGUAGCUCCUAUUUCCGAGACCUCUUUAGCAGCAGCAGCAAUGGUGCUGGUGGCAGCAGCAGUGAGAUAAACCCAACGGUGGUGGAGCUCCCCCCCGCGGUGCAGCCACAGAGCUUCCAACAGAUUCUAGCUUUCUGCUACACUGGCCGUCUCAGCAUGACGGUGGGAGACCAGUUCCUCCUCAUGUACACCGCUGGCUUCCUUCAAAUCCAGCAAAUCAUGGAAAAGGGGACGGAAUUCUUCCUCAAGGUGUCUUCCCCUAGCUGUGAUUCCCAGGGCCUCCAUGCGGAGGAGGCCCCCCCAUCAGAGCCCCAGAGCCCCGUAACACAGACCAGUAAUGGUGCGGGCCGCCCGGCCUCCAGCCUGACGCCUCUACCUCUGGUAUCACGGGUGAAGACGGAACAGCCAGCCAGCCAGCCGGAGGCAGCUGCCCCCUACUCUGUGGUUUGCACUCCCGUAGCCAAGCGUCUUUGGGAGGGUGGAAGCAGCCGAGACGGAGGGGGGUUUAGUUCCAGCGGAGGGGGAGGAGCUAGAAAGACGGCCCGUUAUUCCCAGGAGGCGGCGCGAGGCAGUGCUAUCCAAAGCCCCGGAGCGCUGGGCCUUGCUAUGGGAAUGGGCGUCACCACAACAAGCUUGGCGGGCAUGGUGGCCAGUGGGGCAAUGGGCGGCAGCGCCAGCACCAAUGGCAGCUCUGCAGGAGCGCUCGGUGUGUCGGAUGGUGCCAGCCCCGGAACCUUGAGUACGUACGCUAGUGACUCCCCCAUCAGCUACCAUGACGACGAAGAAGAAGAAGAAGGAACGGAGGAGAGCGCCGAAGAGCACUAUAGACAAAUCUGUAACAUGUACACCAUGUACAGCAUGCUCAACAUGGGGGCAGCAGCAGCUGGUGAGCGUGUGGAAGCUCUGCCGGAUCACACGGAAACACGCGGGCGGAUGCGAGGCCGGGAUCUCACUUGUCUUCCUGCAGAACUCAUCGCUCAGAUUGGCAACCGCUGCCAUCCCAAACUGUACGAGGAGGGAGACCCUGCUGAGAAACUCGAGCUAGUCUCAGGUACCUCAGUGUACAUAUCGCGAGCCCAGCUUAUGAACUGUCACGUGAGCGCAGGGACCAGACACAAAGUACUGCUGAGGAGGCUGCUGGCUGCCUUCUUUGACAGGAACACUUUGGCCAACAGCUGUGGAACCGGAAUCCGCUCGUCCACCAACGACCCGAGCCGCAAGCCCCUGGACAACAGAGUGCUCCACGCAGUCAAAUUUUAUUGCCAGAAUUUCGCCACCAGCUUCAAAGAGAGUGAGAUGAACGCCAUCGCAGCGGACAUGUGCACUAACGCCCGGCGUGUGGUGCGUAAGAGCUGGAUACCCAAACUAAAGCUGCUGAUGGCCGAGAGCGACGCCUACUCCGCUUUCCUCCCCGAUGGCGUCAAAACGGAGGAGGACGCUCUGGGGGCGGACCCCAGCUUUGACCCCGCGGCUUUGGAGGCCACCAGCGGUGCCAGCGUGGAGUCUGGCGGCUCGUCGGGGGAAUCUCUGCCGGGCGUGGGCGGGGAGGGAGGAGCGUUGUUCUAAACGCCGGGGAACGGUGUAACUGUAACGCAAAUAGCAGUAAUCCCCAGCUGCGCUUGCCUCCUCACUCUUUCGCUGAUCUCUCACAUCUCGACUGUCUGUAGUGCACUGCUUAGAGCAACAGCUGCUGCUCUUAUAUAACCCGGACAUGAAAACUCACAAUUGUUGCUUUUUAUGACUCGUAACCGGAGGGUAGGAGGGGGCUGGCCUCUGCCCCCUCUCUGUACUUCGAAGGUGCACCCGCUCUUGCUUAAUGAAUACAUUCCCUGAGGGGGAGGUGGUGUGAGGAGCUAUCAGCAGCCUGAGGAGGGAGGAGGGGCUUCACAGACGGGCUGGCAUCGGAGGUUUGGUGCCCCUCAGAGUCAGUGGCAUUUCUCUCUAUGCAAGCCUGACGGGGUGUUUCCCAGCCUCGGGAAAAACAAAAAAAAAAAUAGAGACAAUAUUCAAGCAACAUUAACACUACUCGUUCUUCCUCCCCCUGCAUCCCUCCUCAACGCCCUGCAAGUAUUACUGUAUCCCCCCCGCCCUCUCAAGACCACUCAAGUGUUUCACUGUGCUGUAUCUUACAAAAUAAUGCCCAUCUCUGUUUUCUACUUUUUUUUGUUGCAUGUUUUCUGUCUGUGAUGUGAAAAGUGAGAGGAUCAAAGCUUUUUACCAAGAUGAUUGUAAAGAAGGGGCAACAGGUUAUCAAAAAAAAGGUUGUAUUUUUAGAAGACAAACUAUAUUUAUACCAGUACCCAUGCCAAAAACGGCGUGAGCACAGAGCGCGAGAGGGAUUGUUUUAAAAUCUCACCGUUUGGGCUUUUAUUUGAAGAGCUCUUGUUUAUUAAAUUAAAAGGAAAAGCGCUAUUUUUGCAGGAGUGUAACAAAGCGGCCUCGUCAUAGGAGCCUGUGCGUUUAUUUUUAUCUUUAUUUCAUAGUGAUGGAAUGAGCAGUCGAACUGCUAUAUUUGAUGCAUUUCAUCUUCCGCUUGCUAGCUUAAAAGCAAGAGUCCGACUGUUUCUUGGGGCUUGUCCGGGGUGACUCUUUCAUCAAAGGUUUGAAACCUUUAGAAUUUUUACGCAAAACACUGGCUCGCAAAAAUUCAAUUAAUACUUGUAGAAACAUUAAGGUUAUAUGGAUUUAAGAACUCAACAUCUGCAUUUGUACAGACAUUAUAAAAAAAAAAUCGAGGAUAAAUGGACAAUGGAAUGUGCCUUUAAAUUGAGAUUUCAAAAAAAGCAGAAGCCAGUAAGGGCAGUGGCGUCUGGAGGUGACAGUAUUACUUGAAGAAAACUGAUUUUAUGCUACUAUCUGUAAGCACCUGAGUGGAGGAGGCGGGUCUAUGUCGAGCACAUGUCUGUGAGUGCCCAGCUGUCUGUUUGCGAAAGACUUUUUAUUUAGUUUGGAUUUGAUAACUGAUUUUUUUUUUUGCACCUUCCAUAAGCAGUAGAGUCGUGGUUCCUGCACCUUAAACGAGAAGAACCAGAGGUUCGUGCACCUUUCGAGAGACAUUGUGUAGCAAUCAAACCCGUAUAGAUGGAGUUUUGUUUGUGGUAACUGUAAAUAUCCCAACACGACUGUUGAGUUUAUUCCCAAGUGUUCUUCUUUUCUGUCGCUGAAUUUUUUUUUUUUUUUAUUAUUAAAUGUACGUUGGCCAGCGGGUCAGCAGUGGUUCGUGUAGCAGUUGGAAAAAAGUGGAAGGGUUGGACUUAAAAUGUAAAAAAAUGACUGAAUAGCUUUUCCUUAGCUUUCCUAAGAAAGACUGAAGAAAUCAAUGCUUCCCUUUCAAUGCACUGUCUUCUUUUUUCUGGCUGAACGCAUAUUUCAAAGCAUGAUACAUGUGGUCAAACUCCAUUCUGGAAGGCUUUACUGAGUUGUGUGUUUCAGAACAAACAUGCAGUAUCUUUGUUAAUCUUGAAGAAGUUGGUAACCCACCCCAUUAGCUUUAGUGGGCUUGGAACAGCCUCAAAUUCAGAAAUUCCUCAGUAACUUUGUCAAUAAAUAUUGAUUCACGUUACCAACACAAAAACACUAAUUUGGUGCCUCUUUUUCCAUUUAUAAAGGCUGGAGGUGUCCGUGUGGUACGUUUGAAUACUUGGCCUUCAGGUUGCUCAGAACUUACUUGCACAUGAAUUCAUAUUUAUUGUGUGUAUGAGCGGCGGCUGUGUUUAUUUGUGCUUGUUUGGAAACUUUUGUGCUUUUUUAUUUCCAGCUCAUUUCAAGUAUUUCAUGUACUCUGUUUACUAUUCAGAAAAAAAAAAACUAGACCUUCACACACUUGAAUGGAAAAUGUGUGGCACAGCAUGAGGAGUCUUUAUUUUGUCACUAAACAGUACAUAUAUAAAUAUAUACAUGUAUAGAUAAAUACUGUAUAUUAUAUAUAGACACACACAGAUCGGAUCGUUUGUUGUGCACUCGCAGCAUGACGUAUAUAUAUUUACCCAGAAACGCAGCUUUCCUCACAACCUGGAAGUAACCAGUCUUGCCCACUUCCUGAGCCCCUGCUCUUUGGCCUCUGUAACCCCGUAGCGCCAGUGGACCUCGUGUACUGCUCAUCCUUCUUUCUGUGUUCCAAGUGCCAAUAACUUUGUGAAAGCCCUGUAACUGUGACCCAACAUUAUCCAAGGUAAUUGCACAUUAAUAUGAAACUGACUGUAAAAUAAAAGACAUGCAAAUCAUAGAGAAAAUGUUGACAUGGAUCAAAUAAUGAAUAUCUCAAUAAAACAUUUGUAACAAUA
Molecule: messenger RNA, 5318 nt
Organism: Oryzias melastigma (Indian medaka)
Lineage: Eukaryota; Metazoa; Chordata; Actinopteri; Beloniformes; Adrianichthyidae
Gene: nacc1a
Product: nucleus accumbens-associated protein 1
Exons: 8
Coding region: 886-2601 (571 amino acids)
Biological process (GO): regulation of transcription by RNA polymerase II
Molecular function (GO): DNA-binding transcription factor activity, RNA polymerase II-specific; RNA polymerase II cis-regulatory region sequence-specific DNA binding; protein binding
Source: RefSeq, a predicted model, not a curated record